CACCAGCUCCGCUGCCCCUUCUGCCGCCAGCACAGCCCAGUGCCCGGUGGAGACGUGCAGCAGCUACAGGACGACAGCGAGGUGCUGGUGCUGCUGAUGGGCCAUGAACGGGCCAAGAAGCAGGGUCUCCCCCGUUCCCCUGAGGUCCUCCUCUGCCCCAGCGUGCUAGAGCCUGCACCCAGCCCUGACUGCCUGGUCGUCACCAUCCUGGAGGUGCCGGAGGAUGUGGCCCCACCGGAGGGCCUGGGCGGGCUGGACGUGGUGCGACUGUACCGCCCUGCCAGCCUGGGUGCGCUGCCCUGCCAUGGGCCUGGGCAGAAGUGGCGCUCCUGGGGGUGGCGAGCCGUCCCUCGCUUCAUCCUGGGCGUCCUCUGCCUCCUCUACUUCAGCUCCCUGCCCUUCGGCAUCUACCUCCUGCUCAUCGAGCACCACAGCCUGGGCAUCGUCCUGGUCAGCCUUGUGCCCUGCACCCUCCUCCUCUGCAUCAUCUACAGCCUCUGCCAGUGUCUAUGCCGGGAGGUCUUUGGGUUCCCCCACUCCUGA
Molecule: messenger RNA, 543 nt
Organism: Balearica regulorum gibbericeps (East African grey crowned-crane)
Lineage: Eukaryota; Metazoa; Chordata; Aves; Gruiformes; Gruidae
Source: RefSeq, a predicted model, not a curated record